GCGUGGGGGAGGAGCAGCGCGCGCGCGUGCGUGUGUGGCGGAAGCGGCGGGGCGGGGAUGUGGAGAGCAGGCAUGGCCGCCGGGGACGGGGUGGCCGCGGCGCUGCGGGCCGUCACCGAGCAGGUGCAGCAGGCGGCAGCGCGGAGGCCGCAGGGGCUCCCGGCUGUGCAGCCGCGGCUGGUGGCCGUCAGCAAGACAAAGCCGGCGGAGAUGGUGCUGGACGCCUACAGCCACGGGCAGCGCAGCUUCGGCGAGAACUACGUUCAGGAGCUGCUAGAAAAGGCGUCAGACUCCAGAAUUCUGUCGUCUUGUCCGGAGAUUAAGUGGCAUUUUAUUGGCCAUCUGCAGAAAAAUAAUGUCAACAAGUUGAUCGCUGUCCCCAACCUGUUCAUGCUGGAAACGGUGGAUUCUGUGAAACUGGCAGACAGAGUCAACAGCUCGUGGCAGAAAAAAGGGUCGACUCAGAGGCUGAAGGUCAUGGUGCAAGUGAACACCAGCGGAGAAGACAGUAAGCAUGGCGUUCCUCCCGCAGACACCGCGGCUGCCGUGGAGCACGUCAUCAACAAGUGUCCGAGCCUGGAGUUCGUGGGGCUGAUGACGAUUGGCAGCAUUGGGCAUGACCUCAGCAAGGGCCCAAAUCCUGACUUCCAGAUGCUGCUGUCCCUGCGGCAGGAGGUGUGUGAAAAGCUGAAUCUCCCCGUGGAGAAGGUGGAGCUGAGCAUGGGCAUGUCCACAGACUUCCAGCAUGCGAUAGAGGUUGGAUCCACCAACGUCAGGAUCGGAAGCACAAUUUUUGGAGAGCGAGAUUAUUCAAACAAAGCUGCUGAGGGCAAAGCCGCUGCUGAAACUAAAGGCAAAAUGGAGACCACGGCAGCGCAGGGGCAUUAGGUAGAGAAGACAGUGGCCCCGCCAGAGGACGGCUGAUGGGAGAGCUCACUAUGCAUCCUCACCUCCCUCCGUGUCCGCACCCCACCGGCACGCUGAGGGGAAAUUCCUCGUGACAGAACAGAGGCCAGAAAUGUCUCAUAAUUUGUUGUGAUUAUAGAGCACACCUAGAAACUGGACAUUUUAAUAAACAACCAAUGGUAAGAAAUUUGUGGUUGAAAGAGACUGUAGUAUCUUGGCUCCUUCAGAGUCAUUAAGAACAGUGACUUUGGAUAACGAAGCUGAACAAACUAGGUAUUUGUCAGGAUGGAGUUGCUAACGAGCAAGAGGUAUCUGCAGCAGUGUUGGUGAUUGUGUUCUUGCUGAGGACUAAAUUCUUCAUUAAACAAGUUAUAAUAUUGCCAGAGACCUAUAAAUGUUUCCCAAAUAAAAGGUUUGCACAGAGGGGGUCACUGGUGAGGGAUGCUGACACGGGAACUGUGACAGCGUGUGCUGUGACACCGGAGGGACUCCAUCAUUCAAACAGCGACGGACAAGCCCGGGAGGAUGGACCAGGAGUGCAGUUGCCAGCAGUUUGGAUGCAGGUCACACGCUGGGGAGAGACUUUGGGGCUGGAGUCGGUACUUGUUCUUUUCAGGCUGACACCGCCAACUUUUCCCGUUGGUUCCGUGUCUGCUCCUGUCUUCUGGGAUGUUGUCAACCUCCCCUUCCCCUCUUGUGAAGUGUUGUCAGGGGUUAUUUUUAUCCUAUGUAGUAGUUCUUGAUGCUCUAAGUUCUUUUUGGUCAGACUGGGGCUUUUCCGCGGGGUCCUCGUUCCACACCAGCAUCUGCUGCUUCCCAAGGCGGUCACUUGCGCGUGUGGUGCCCCCACCACCCCGUCGCCAUCUGUGUGAGGAUGAAUACAAUACUCGCCCGUCUCGCGGGGCAGCAGCAAGGUUUGCCAGAGGCCCUUUGGGAAAAGUACUUCAGAAAGUGAGGUGUUGUUAUCCCACCGCGUGCUGGGUUCCUGAACACCCCAGUGUCCCCGGCAGAGCUGCUCUAAUAUGGCAAGGCCGGCACAGCCCUCGCUUCUGGAGGACACAGCGGGACGGCUCACUGCGGUACCGUUUCCUCAGCCGUCAGCAGAAGCUCCUGCAUCACAGCACGUGCUGUUUGGCCAGCGGCAGCUACAGCAAGUCCCUCGUAACCUGCGUUACAACCGCAUCUUUGGGCUUUUUUGUGCUGCUGAGAGGAGGAGACGCGGGCUGGCGGCAGCAACAUCCUUCCCAGGCUUUUCUCUGUGUGCGUGCGGUUCAGUCUCGCUGCUGGUUUUACUCUCUGACUAUAAACGCUGAAUGUAAAUGAAGAGCCAACGCAAAGCCGACCUGUCAUAGCUACUGGUGUAGACGCGACGCGCGGGCCGGGCCGCCCUCCCCGGCUGCGCCGUGUGCGGCUCCGUAGUCCAUUCAUAAAACGUGGUGAAUUUUAAUACCAUCUGUGCCAACUAUAAAGCUAAUAAAGAUGUUAUUUUUAUGUUC
Messenger RNA from Columba livia (rock pigeon), 2402 nucleotides. It is a transcript of the gene PLPBP, whose product is annotated as pyridoxal phosphate binding protein. The coding region runs from base 58 to 888 and encodes 276 amino acids. The record is from RefSeq and is a predicted model, not a curated record. The transcript has 8 exons. NCBI's taxonomy places the organism in Eukaryota, Metazoa, Chordata, Aves, Columbiformes, Columbidae. Gene Ontology annotation, cellular component: intracellular anatomical structure. Gene Ontology annotation, molecular function: pyridoxal phosphate binding.